Molecule: messenger RNA, 1904 nt
Organism: Atta colombica
Lineage: Eukaryota; Metazoa; Arthropoda; Insecta; Hymenoptera; Formicidae
Product: NF-kappa-B inhibitor alpha-like
Exons: 3
Coding region: 251-1699 (482 amino acids)
Molecular function (GO): protein binding
Source: RefSeq, a predicted model, not a curated record
CCAAGCUAGUAUAAACGGUCUGGUUUUUAGCCGCUCAUUUGUUAGAAUUUCUCGUUUACGCGUAUUGCUUUCUUCUUUCCUUUAUUUCACGAUCACCGAUUGGAAAGCAUCGAUUCGAGAUAGAUAUUUAAUAAAAGUUUCGGUAAGAGAAAAGGAAAAUAAGAAAGAGUAGUGCUUUUCUCUCGCGAAGAGACCGAAGUAAAAGCUAGGAGAUUUUCUGGAUCUUGAAGGUACGACUCGAAAGAAAAAAAUGUGGCAUCCCAAAAGCACCCAGAUGAAAGAAUGUGUUACAGAGGACGACAAGGAACACAGGCGGCGAAAGUACAAUAACGACAACAACGACGACGACGACGACGAUGACGACGACGAUGACGACGACGACAACGACGACGACGACGACGACGAUGACAACGACGACGACGACGACGACGACGACGUCGGUUGUAAGUACGAAGACGAAGCGGGCAACAUAGAUUCCGGAUUCCUGUCGGGCGGCAAUCUGCAGUUCAGCGGCGAGAUUAGCGGCGAUUCGGGGUUGCUGCACUCGCAGGAAGAGUGGGAGGAGAGGAAGGAAGUGAAGCAGGAGAAACGGGUCACGGCGACAACAGCGGCAUCAUCAUCAUCAUCAGCAACAACAACAGCGAUCGCAAUUGAGGAAUCAAUGAAGGCGAUCGAUAGUGGUGUAGACCUCGACCUCACCGAAACCCUGAAUCAGCUCAGCCUGAAGCAGGUCAAUUUAAACCCGCUCGCCGUCAAGGGCAAACUGAUCCAGGCUGAGUUGACGACCCCCAAAUUAUUGCCUGUGACGCGGAACAACAAGGACAACACCAAGUUCGAGCAGCAUCACCAACAAGCCAGCGAUGAAGAACAUACGAGUAAUGAGGAACCCUGGCAGCUGUACUAUACGCAAGACAACGACGGUGACACGCAACUGCACAUCGCGAUCGUGCAGGGCUUCAUGGAGGCUGCGUUUUGUUUAAUAAGGAUGGUCCCUGAUCCGUGUCUAUUAGAUAUCAUGAACUACGACUGGCAAUCACCCUUGCAUCUGGCUGUAUUAACGCAUCAGCCACUAAUCGUCAGGCGAUUGAUUUUGGCAGGCGCAGAUCUAUCCCUAAGGAAUUUUCAUGGAAACACAGCCCUUCAUCUGGCAUGCAAAAACGGAGAUUUUGCUUGCGCUAAGGCUCUUACAGAUCCAUUAUCCUCGAUCGAAAGGAACAAAUUAAUGCCUGGACAGAUAAUACCCGCCUUACCUCAGAAUUUGGAACAACGUAAUUAUAGCGGUGAGAUGUGCCUGCACGUGGCUGCCACCAAUGGAUACGUGGAUCUGGUACGACUUUUGUUGCGUUUAGGGGCUGAUCUCAAGGCGAAGGAGGGUCUGGCGGGAUACACGGCACUUCAUCUCGCAGUGGAGCAUCAGUACUGGUCAUUGUUCGAUUUUCUAUUACUGGAAUGCCAACGAGCGUCGUGUCUGAAUGAUCGAACAUACGGUGGUAGAACAGCUUAUCAACUGAGCUUGAAUGUCAACACUGAGUUCACCAAGAAGGCACGCAAAGAGCUAAUGCUAUAUGGCGCGAUGCGGGAACCAUUACCGGAAGAAUCAGAUUCCGAAAACAGCGAAGACGAAGAAACGACAUCGUGGAUGACGGAUUACUUGCCUGCCAUCGUCAAGACGCAAAAUGCGAUCGGAGUGACAGUCUAAAGUAUCCAUCGAUAUUUAAUUUAUCGAUUAAUUUGGGCGCUAGAUAAUUACAAAAAGAUAAAAAAAACAAAACUAUUGCAUAUGCACAGAAAAUGUAUCUCGAAUCAGAUUAACCUAUCAAUAAUGUUUUUUAAUCUAUCGAUUGAUACAAUCGGUGAUGUGAGAAAAUUUGCCAGACGAGAAAAAGAUUAAAAUUAUGUCUCAU